AUGUUCUCGCCAGAACAGAGGACAUUUGUUCACGAGUUUUUGUGGAAUCGUAUUCGAUUUAACUUGCCGUUGAGUUUUUCCGCUUCAUUAGCACAAUUGGUACCAAAUCUUCUUGUACAACAAAUAAUCUCUUUUUCUCAAAUAAAUGAAAGUGAAAUAACGUACGAAUUAAAAGAAGAUGACUUCAGUUUUGUUGUUGAAACAGAUUCGCAUGAUGUAAUUCCUCGAAAUGAAACAAUUGAUCUCGAUUCGAUCCUUCCAAAAAUUGUUGGUCACGCUCGAAUUGAAAACUUUUUUGGUAUUCCAACACAUUUCUCGAAAAAGAAAAUGGAUUUGUAUAAAAUAACACGUUUACCAUUGUUUGUCGAUGAAAAAAAAGCUGUGUACAUAGCGAAUCUUCCUCAUUAUUUAUCGGUAGGUGAAGAUGGAAGUUCAUCCGAGUGGUUUGAUCAUACCAAUCGAAGGUGCACAGUUGAUAAAAAGUCGAGAUAUAUGUUUUGUUCUAUUCCGGAACCUAUAUUUAGCUCCAUUCAACAUUCUUGUCUACGAUCGAUAGUAUUAAAUACUUCAACAAAGGAUUGUUUAAAAGAAACAGUUGAUUUGUCUUCACCACAUGUUGUUAAAUCUGCACCUAACAUACAUGCAAUCAGUAUACACACCUCGUUGCAAUGCUUUGAAAAAGGUAAUAAAGAUAAUAAAAAUGUAUUUAGUAAUAUAACCAAGGUAGCUAUCAUCAAAACACGUUGUAAUAGUUUCGUUUCUUGUGGUACACUUGAUUUUUCAUCUGUAGGUGGUGUUUGUAAUAAGACCGAAAGUUACAUAUUUACUUUCAAUAACACAUGA
Molecule: messenger RNA, 843 nt
Organism: Rotaria sp. Silwood2
Lineage: Eukaryota; Metazoa; Rotifera; Eurotatoria; Philodinida; Philodinidae
Source: the annotation of a GenBank genome assembly